Harpia harpyja (harpy eagle) is the source of this 2102-nucleotide messenger RNA. RefSeq names its product coiled-coil domain-containing protein 81-like. Bases 1 to 2001 code for a protein of 666 amino acids. Gene Ontology annotation, cellular component: centrosome. Lineage: Eukaryota; Metazoa; Chordata; Aves; Accipitriformes; Accipitridae. The record is from RefSeq and is a predicted model, not a curated record. The transcript is spliced from 14 exons.
AUGGCAAAAGACCUCUUCUUGCGGCCUCACUUGUCUCCAACAACUGAGAAGCUCAAGAGUACUGAGUUCGUCAAGAUUUGGGCCAGCACGUCAUGCUACCUCAGCCAACAGCUGGCUCUCCACCAGGUGGGACUUACCUCCUUCUCCUCCCCUCACAUCCUGACGAAGGUUGAUGAAGUCCUGACAGACCUUUGCCAUGGAGUGCAACUGGUUUGCCCCUCCUUUGAAAGACGGAACAAUGCCCCAGCACGACCCUGCAACGCACAGAUGUGCAACGGACCACCUCCUCUGUCCAUUCGGAUGUACAAUAAGGCUGUCCGCAUUCCUGGACUUGGGACUUUUGUGGUUGUCAGAGAGCGAGUAGUCAGCAAGGAGAAGGAUCCGGUGGUUGUGGAGAGACCCGUGUUUCAUCUUGCGAACGCUAUCGCGCGGGACCAUGGCCUCCGAUAUGGUUGCAUAGACAUUCCUGGUCAUCAACAUUUUGAGCAACUGCCAUACGCUCAGAUAGCCUCAGACAACGCUGUCUCUGAGGGCACGGUGCAGCUCUGCGUGGAAAGGACCAUGCGUCUUUUCCGUGUCUGCCUCGAGAACAGGGAUAACGUUGCCCUCGUUUGGAGGGACGUGGGCAUGCUGAUCAUCCAGGGAAGAGACGUAAAAAUGAGAUUUUACACAGACUUUCUGAAAAGGCUGAAUGGGACUGACCAGAUGUUGCAAGCUGUUCUCGAGAUGCCAGAGAUGAGGGACUCGGUCAUCUCACGCCAUGACACUGCUGCUUCCCAGACCUCUUCUGGGCGUGUUGUCGUCCUACCGGGGUACAAGCUUGAGACCGUGCCUAAAAUGCCAACAGUGAAAGCAGACCUGACAGGACAUGUGAAGGCCACCCCAGAGAAGGGCUGGGGAAAAGGUGAUGGCAGUGGAAAGAAAGAGGACCUUGCCGAGCAGCGCCUCCUUCGUCGAGCAAGGCUUUCUCCAAAGCGGUUACCUGCAGCGACUGUAAAGUCAGAGCAGGGUCAGAAAGCUGAGGGGAGGGAGCCUCGCGCCAGGCAGCUACCGGCCAUCCAGGGGAGCUCCUUGAAGGAAAAGGAGGAGAAAGAGAAACAGAAACUAAUUCCUCUGGUCGAACCCCGAACAGUAGACUUCAUUGCCAGAGCUAUUGAGAGGAGAGAAAAGAAUAAACACUUGAAGAGGAAGGAGAAGCUUCCAGAACACAUCCAGAAAUACUUGGAUAAAGAGGAAAAGGAGAAAACAGAUACCGCUGAGCAAGCACCAGUCAGCCCCUCAACUAGCACGGAGACGGGGGACUCCAGCCCCGACCUCCUGGAGACGAGGGACUCCAGCCCCGACCUCCUGGAGACGAUGAUGGAGGAGUGGGAAGAGGCCGGAGGCGAGCCACCCACAGUCUGCGAGGACGACACUGUCCCCCCUAAGCGGAGCCUUUCCCCACGGACACGCCAGGCCCUGCGGCAGGUGGUGACGUGCAUCCUGGGGCAGGUCACCCGCAAGCGCAGGGGGCAGAGGGAUGACCAGACGGAUCUGCAGGACAAGCUCAAGUGCGAGCUGGCAGUGCUGCAGUGGCGUCGGUUGGGGCAAGAGGCAUGCAGCAGCCCACAGCUGCGGGAAGCUGGACCCCAACCUGCACCCCCUGCUAGGGCAGGGAAGAGGAGGGCAGGACCGGCGCAGCCCCGUGUGUGCACGGAGGAGGAAGGACGCAAGCUCUGGGACUCCUUGCGCAAGAAGUGCCAGCAGAAGGCAAGGGCAAAAGUGGCACCCCCGAAGGCUUGGAAAGACAAGCGAGAGCCAUGGGAGGCCCAGGUGCUGCAGGCGGUGAAAAACAAUGAGGAAAAGAGUAUUCCUGUCCUGCGGGGAGCCAAGGGCUCCUGCGUUCGUGGCACUCCAGAGUGGUGGGGAGAGGGCAGAAAAGGGCCAUCCGCGGGGGAUGAGGAGAGCCCAGAGGACAAGCUGAGUCUCUGCCUUUUGGAGUCCUCACCUCUGAAAAGGUGAGUGUGGGCCAGCUUCAGGCCAGACCUGGGCCAGCUGGGGGCUGGUGACCCAGCUGUGGGUGGGGGAAGCAAAUCCCAGAGCCACGGGCCUGGACAUGGACA